GCCUGUUACUGGGGUAGUUUUAGGAUGAAGCUGCUGGGGUGACAUCUGUGGGGAGGCGUGAGGAAGCACAGGUGAAGAGAAGUUAUCGUUUUAAAUGGUAUUAAAUUGCUGUCAAUAUUGAGUCAAGGUGUCUAAGGUUCUGGUUUGGGGAAGAAAACUAUAGCUAACUAUAGCUACUACAGAAAGAUCUUAAACCAGAACUCCUUUGGGGCCCUGAAGAACUUUUUUUUUUUCUUUUGAGACAGAGUGUUACUCUGUCGCUCAGGCCGAAGUGCAGUGGGGCGAUCAUGGCUCACUGCAGCCUCAAUCUCCUGGGCUCAAGUGAUCCUCCCUCCUGAGUAGCUGGGACUACAGGAGCAUGCCACCAUGCCCAUCUAUUUUUUUUUUUAAUUUUUUUUAGAGACAAGGUCUUGCUAUGUUGCCCAGACUAGUCUCAAACUGCUGGAUUCAAGUGAUUCUCCUGCCUUGGCUUCCCAAAGUGCUGGUCAUGAGCCACUGCACAGACCAAGAACUUUGUUUUUCUGGCCAAGGACUUUAUUUUUUAAAAUAAUAAUAAGCUAUGUACUGUCUGCUUGAACUAUUGGGUGGCCACCAGCAUUUCAUCCCAUGGGAUGUACCUGCUGCUGCACCUGGCAGUGUGUUCCUGUCACCUGCUCUCAUCUCCCUCUUGGAGCAGCUUAUGAAGGAGAGAUGCCACCUGCAUCUUUUGAAAUGUGAUGGAUCUGCCUGCCCUGAGCAGAAUUCAAACUGGAUGGUGAAUUGAGGACUGCUGGAGGUUAAAGGGUACACAUGCAGUUUUCAGGCAGCUAAUUAAAAUAAACUAGUACAUUUCUGGAACCUAAACUGCUCCAAUGCUGUAGGCAAAAUUCCCUGUCUGCCCUGGCUCAUCAGAAAGAGUUUGUAUAUGGAAAACUUCAGAACAGAACAAAGAAACUUAAGUCUGGAUGAGGAAUGAAGUCUUGGCUCUCGUUGAGCAAUUCCUGAACUGCCAGGUGACAUCAAAUCCCCUGCCGAAGAAAUGUCUGAAAUAAAAAGAAUUCCAGACAUUAGGCCUGGUUUAAAACAGGGUAUGCUUUUUUAUUUGUGUGCUUCUGGGUCUAAACAGGUCAUGGUUUGCUCCCCAAGGUGACAGUGUGGCUCCCAUUCCGUCCCUAGUUCUGAGCAUGGCACUGUGAUUUCUUUCUGGAGUUGCUCCAACCUGUGGCCUUUGCUAAUGAGUGAUGAACCCCAGAACCUGAACUUCUAGAGUCAGCAAAAUUGCACACUGCCUUCUCAGGAGGUUUCUGGAACGUUGGCCUUCAUCCCAGCAGGAUCACAAGUGGAAAGAAACACAGGGAAGACACCGUCAAAUCUUUAAAGUGGCCACAGCACGGAGCACUGACACAAAGAGACGAUGGUUCUGGAAGGAGGGGUGGGAUGCUCUGUGUCAUUAUUGUUUUCUAGAUGGGAUUCCGUGCACAGGUCAUCACAACUCACUGUGAGUGCAAGCAGGGGUGUAAAUCGUGGGGCCGAAAAAAACCUCUCUGCAAAGAUCCUUGCUCACUCACUGAUAUGCACUUCUCAGCUGUAGAUUCAUGCUUUUCCACUUGUUGAAACGUCCCUAAAUAUCGCCCUCAAUGUCCUGUUUGUGUCGCUGGCUCUCUGCCACUCAGCGAAUAAUGAAACAGCCUCAGUGAACCUGCAGCAGCAGCUGCCUUAGCUUCAGUGCCUACCCACCCCUGCAGCUGAACCGCUUUGAAUAUUCCUUGAUGGUGCAAGAGACAGUCUCACUAUUCCCUUCACUGGCCUUCCUCUGUGUCCGUCACGGUUGGCAUGAGCUACCUCCUGUGCAUGUUAUGGCGAGAAGGGAUGAAUGAGGAAAGACAGGGUGGUUUUAUACUUGAUCCUGGGACAGUCACUGGGUAAGGAAGGGUUUGGGGGUGCUCCCCCAGGCCCCCCUCAAUGCGUGAAGGCCUGAGCCAGGUCAGCUGGCAGAGGUGUGUGUAUGUUUAACUUAGAACUGAAUGUUGAAGGCUUUGUGACCCAAAGGGAAGAAUUAUUGGGAUCUGAUGCCCUAGCAGGGGAAAUUCCAAGCCCAAAAAGCUACAGUUAGAAUUCAGAACUGUGUUGUUACCCUGCCUCUGAGUUUUCCUCUACGUUCAGCUCCCCUUUUGUGGAUGAUCGUGAAGCUGUUUACAUGUUGUCCUCUUCCGUGAACUGAUCCCUGUAAACAGUGACAGGAUUUUAUCCAAAUAUUUCUGAUUUCUAAGGGAAAAAUAGAGCAAUUUCUUCCCAGUGCCCUUCUGUUGACCUUGCCUGGGGGAGAGGCCAGCAGAGCUAAGGAUGACCUCACCCCCUUCCAGCAGGAUUUCCUGGGAUGUACAGAACCUCCUUCUUCAGCUGUCCCUCUGUGAUCAGCCACACUCAAUCUAUAAACUUCCAGUGCAGAUGAUGGGGACAUCUAAUAUUGGGUCUGUUCACAUUUCAGCAGGAGGUGAAACACACAAAGUAAUCAUUAGGCUUCCUGAAGUCCCAAGGACCUUCUACGUCAGCGGCAGAGGAGUCCCCGGCGUGCAGUGGAGCCUCGCUGGGGGAAAUGACAGCUUGGACCAUGGGCGCCCGCGGUCUGGACAAGCGAGGAAGUUUCUUUAAGCUCAUUGACACAAUUGCCUCGGAGAUCGGAGAACUGAAACAGGAGAUGGUGCGGACAGAUGUCAACCUGGAAAAUGGCCUGGAACCCGCUGAAACCCACAGCAUGGUAAGACACAAGGAUGGUGGCUAUUCCGAGGAAGAGGACGUGAAGACCUGUGCCCGGGACUCAGGCUAUGACAGCCUCUCCAACAGGCUCAGCAUCUUGGACCGGCUCCUCCACACCCACCCCAUAUGGCUGCAGCUGAGUCUGAGUGAGGAGGAGGCAGCAGAGGUCCUGCAGGCCCAGCCUCCGGGGAUCUUCCUGGUUCAUAAAUCUACCAAGAUGCAGAAGAAAGUCCUCUCCCUCCGCCUGCCCUGUGAAUUUGGGGCCCCACUCAAGGAAUUUGCCAUAAAGGAAAGCACAUACACCUUUUCCCUGGAAGGCUCAGGAAUCAGUUUCGCAGAUUUAUUCCGGCUCAUUGCUUUCUACUGCAUCAGCAGGGAUGUUCUACCAUUUACCUUGAAGUUGCCUUAUGCCAUUUCAACAGCCAAGUCGGAGGCUCAGCUUGAAGAACUGGCCCAGAUGGGACUAAAUUUCUGGAGCUCCCCAGCUGACAGCAAACCCCCGAACCCUCCACCUCCCCAUAGGCCUCUCUCCUCCGACGGUGUCUGUCCUGCCUCCCUGCGUCAGCUCUGCCUUAUAAAUGGAGUGCAUUCUAUCAAAACCAGGACGCCUUCAGAGCUGGAGUGCAGCCAGACCAACGGGGCCCUGUGCUUUAUUAAUCCCCUUUUCUUGAAAGUGCACAGCCAGGACCUCAGUGGAGGCCUGAAACGGCCGAGCACAAGGACUCCCAACGCGAAUGGCACGGAGCGGACUCGGUCCCCCCCACCCAGGCCCCCGCCACCCGCUAUUAAUAGUCUCCACACAAGCCCUCGGCUGGCCAGGACUGAAACCCAGACGAGCAUGCCAGAAACAGUCAACCAUAACAAACAUGGGAACGUAGCUCUGCCUGGAACGAAACCAACUCCCAUCCCUCCACCCCGGCUGAAGAAGCAGGCUUCUUUUCUGGAAGCAGAGGGCGGCGCAAAGACCUUGAGCGGCGGCCGGCCGGGCGCAGGCCCGGAGCUGGAGCUGGGCACAGCUGGCAGCCCAGGUGGGGCCCCGCCUGAGGCCGCCCCGGGGGAUUGCACAAGGGCCCCGCCGCCCAGCUCUGAAUCACGGCCCCCGUGCCAUGGAGGCCGGCAGCGGCUGAGCGACAUGAGCAUUUCUACUUCCUCCUCCGACUCGCUGGAGUUCGACCGGAGCAUGCCUCUGUUUGGCUACGAGGCGGACACCAACAGCAGCCUGGAGGACUACGAGGGGGAAAGUGACCAAGAGACCAUGGCGCCCCCCAUCAAGUCCAAAAAGAAAAGGAGCAGCUCCUUCGUGCUGCCCAAGCUCGUCAAGUCCCAGCUGCAGAAGGUGAGCGGGGUGUUCAGCUCCUUCAUGACCCCGGAGAAGCGGAUGGUCCGCAGGAUCGCCGAGCUUUCCCGGGACAAAUGCACCUACUUCGGGUGCUUAGUGCAGGACUACGUGAGCUUCCUGCAGGAGAACAAGGAGUGCCACGUGUCCAGCACCGACAUGCUGCAGACCAUCCGGCAGUUCAUGACCCAGGUCAAGAACUAUUUGUCUCAGAGCUCGGAGCUGGACCCCCCCAUCGAGUCGCUGAUCCCUGAAGACCAAAUAGAUGUGGUGCUGGAAAAAGCCAUGCACAAGUGCAUCUUGAAGCCCCUGAAGGGGCACGUGGAGGCCAUGCUGAAGGACUUUCACAUGGCCGAUGGCUCAUGGAAGCAACUCAAGGAGAACCUGCAGCUUGUGCGGCAGAGGAAUCCGCAGGAGCUGGGGGUCUUCGCCCCGACCCCUGAUUUUGUGGAUGUGGAGAAAAUCAAAGUCAAGUUCAUGACCAUGCAGAAGAUGUAUUCGCCGGAAAAGAAGGUCAUGCUGCUGCUGCGGGUCUGCAAGCUCAUUUACACGGUCAUGGAGAACAACUCAGGGAGGAUGUAUGGCGCUGAUGACUUCUUGCCAGUCCUGACCUAUGUCAUAGCCCAGUGUGACAUGCUUGAAUUGGACACUGAAAUCGAGUACAUGAUGGAGCUCCUAGACCCAUCGCUGUUACAUGGAGAAGGAGGCUAUUACUUGACAAGCGCAUAUGGAGCACUUUCUCUGAUAAAGAAUUUCCAAGAAGAACAAGCAGCACGACUGCUCAGCUCAGAAACCAGAGACACCCUGAGGCAGUGGCACAAACGGAGAACCACCAACCGGACCAUCCCCUCUGUGGACGACUUCCAGAAUUACCUCCGAGUUGCAUUUCAGGAGGUCAACAGUGGUUGCACAGGAAAGACCCUCCUUGUGAGACCUUACAUCACCACUGAGGAUGUGUGUCAGAUCUGCGCUGAGAAGUUCAAGGUGGGGGACCCUGAGGAGUACAGCCUCUUUCUCUUCGUUGACGAGACAUGGCAGCAGCUGGCAGAGGACACUUACCCUCAAAAAAUCAAGGCGGAGCUGCACAGCCGACCACAGCCCCACAUCUUCCACUUUGUCUACAAACGCAUCAAGAACGAUCCUUAUGGCGUCAUUUUCCAGAACGGGGAAGAAGACCUCACCACCUCCUAGAAGACAGGCGGGACUUCCCAGUGGUGCAUCCAAAGGGGAGCUGGAAGCCUUGCCUUCCCGCUUCUACAUGCUUGAGCUUGAAAAGCAGUCACCUCCUCGGGGACCCCUCAGUGUAGUGACUAAGCCAUCCACAGGCCAACUCGGCCAAGGGCAACUUUAGCCACGCAAGGUAGCUGAGGUUCGUGAAACAGUAGGAUUCUCUUUUGGCAAUGGAGAAUUGCAUCUGAUGGUUCAAGUGUCCUGAGAUUGUUUGCUACCUACCCCCAGUCAGGUUCUAGGUUGGCUUACAGGUAUGUAUAUGUGCAGAAGAAACACUUAAGAUACAAGUUCUUUUGAAUUCAACAGCAGAUGCUUGCGAUGCAGUGCGUCAGGUGAUUCUCACUCCUGUGGAUGGCUUCAUCCCUUCCCUCCUUCCUUUCUCCUUUUUUUUUUUUUUUUUUUUUUUACAGAGAGCCUUCAUGUUUUUAUAUAUUUCAUAGAAAUUUUUAUAGCAGUUGCAGGUAAACUGUCAGGAUUGGUUUUAAAAUAUUUUUGUAACUUUAAAAUAUUCUAUAAUUAUGCAUGUGAUUUUAACAUUUAAUAUUCAAAAAUAAAUCUCUUGCUGGAUUUGAGAGUAUUGCAUUUUUAAAGUCUCUCUUCUGUAACUGGAUGUUUUGGCAACUUUGUGGGGAGAGACUGCUGGAUUUCUUAAAGCAACGUAUUCCUGACACUGGCCACAGAAUGCCUUUGGAAAUCGGAUGUACUGUUCUCUUGUUCACGUUUAGCGGUGUUUUGCUGUUUUGUUUUUUCAACAAAUGAUGCUGAGAAUAAGGAGAGAAAUGAAUGUAGAGAGAGGUAGAGAGAGAAAUAUGAACUCUAACAAAGGACUGAGGAGUGCAGUCUGCUGGUUCAGGCUCUUCAAAAGAUGUAGAAAAAGAGAUAGAAGGAACCACCUAUGCUUAAAAUACUGUAAAUAUGCAAUGAGGUUUGGCAAAAUCUAUUCCAUGUGUGAUUUGCUUGUAGAAACAAUUUCGAAAGCCCCUUGAGGAAAAUAGAAAUCAAGAAGAACACUUUUCUCCCUUUUCCAUACAAAUUAAAACUUAACAGCAUCAAAUUAUUGGGACCAGAAACCAAGUAAUGUAUAAUGUGGCUUUUGUUGAGUUAAAUAAGAUGCUAUAUAAUGGAGAAGAAUUUGAAAAUGCACAAAAAAAUCAAUCUACAUUAUCAGAACCUGCAGUGAAAUUAAACUUAUGUUAAAUAAAACCAGUUUGCAGGUGCACCAACUAUGAGGGUCUUGUAUCCAUGUAACACAGGUAGUUACAAAAACAUGUUAUUGUACUGUGUAAAGAUGCAUAGUCAUCUAAUUUGGUUGGCUUUGUACCUUGUACCUUUUUUAGCCUUGGCUUUUGUUGAACUAGAACCCUCAGCACAUACUGUGUUGUACUUUUGUAAAUGAUUUUUUAAAUGGAAUUUUGCACAUAAUACAUUGUAAUACUGUAUGAUAAUCGUGUGAAAAUAAUUUUUGAAAUAUC
Messenger RNA from Pan troglodytes (chimpanzee), 6774 nucleotides. RefSeq names its product Ras and Rab interactor 2 (gene RIN2). Lineage: Eukaryota; Metazoa; Chordata; Mammalia; Primates; Hominidae. Gene Ontology annotation, biological process: vesicle-mediated transport; signal transduction. The transcript has 12 exons. The record is from RefSeq and is a predicted model, not a curated record. Gene Ontology annotation, molecular function: small GTPase binding; guanyl-nucleotide exchange factor activity. Gene Ontology annotation, cellular component: cytosol; endocytic vesicle. Bases 2576 to 5263 code for a protein of 895 amino acids.